Molecule: messenger RNA, 11056 nt
Organism: Petromyzon marinus (sea lamprey)
Lineage: Eukaryota; Metazoa; Chordata; Hyperoartia; Petromyzontiformes; Petromyzontidae
Biological process (GO): negative regulation of gene expression, epigenetic
Cellular component (GO): nucleoplasm
Source: RefSeq, a predicted model, not a curated record
AGUGGUCUGGGGGAGUCCUCGUCGCGUGCGGUGGUAGAGGGUCAAGGGGAGAGACGGCGCGAGAGUGUCGCGUCGAAGAGUCGGUGCACAACUCGACAUUUUACGUGCAGGCGCGGCGAGCGGCCGAAGCUACACUACCCCUGCGCCCCCCCGCCCUCGCUAAAGGUAGCCCAAUAGUAAAAUCAAUGAGGCGGCUAUCUUAACAACAACAACGAGGUGCACGAUGUCGAAAGCGUCCUCGUCCGCCACGGCCACCGUUACUGGCAGGGCCAUUUUCAAUGCAGAGAAACAAAAUGUCCACCGAAACCACGGCGGCGCUGGCUCAUCUUCGACUUGGCUUCCCUCUGCUGCUGCUGCUGCUUCCUCUGCUGUUGCGUCUGCUGCUGCUGCUGCCGCUGCGGUUGACGCUAGCGGGAAGCCCGCGGACAAACAGAAACAACAAGAGAGGUUCCUUUCACUUCCCUCCCUCACCCGGUUCCAGAUUCCCAAGAAGUCCAAGGAAAGGAACGGAGGGUUGUUACGUCCGGUGUCUACCACCUCCAGGGAAUUCAACCGUGAGAUUUUGCCUGUCAUCCAAAAGGCCUAUCUUUACCCGGACUCCAUGAGAUAUUUUAAAUAUACCGACGUUUGGCUUGUACAGAACAAAAAGCUUCUAGUAGAGUUCAACGAGUGGCGCAAAGACAUGCGAAGAGAGGGCCGCUUGGAGAAAGAACUCGACGAAUCCUAUGGCUUCUUCCUUGCAGACUCCGAACGAUCGGCAAAGGAAGCAUGCCAAAAUGGACUGUGCGUUGGAAACGUGAAGACUGGCUGUUUGGGCACACCCAAAAUGGGAGUGUAUCUGUGCAGCUUCUCGGAUGUCCUCCAGCCAAUGCAGCUGCCUAUCGGUACAGGUGUGAUGCUCAUCUUCAAAAUUUGCAAGGGGAGAGUGCAGACGCUGGAGCGACCCAGUAACCCGUCGUCGCAGUUCGACUGCCACGUGUCUAAGAAGCUGGCCUUUGUGAACUCCUCUUCCAACAACGACUGCUUUGUUCACAAACAUUCACAGUGCUACCUGUUUGAGUUUGGAGAGUUGGACAUCUGUCGUCGACCGCGCCAGGUCUGCCCGUAUGCCAUGGUGGCCUUCUCCUACGAAGGAGACGGCAUAUCCGUUCCUCUCAGGGACAAAAGCCGACCCCCUGUCCAGAACACAGCUAAGGUCACACCGAAACGACAUUACAUUGUGUGGGAAGGCCAGCUGAUGAACAAGGGACAGAACCUCGGACAAGUCACCCUCAAGUCGAUGCAGCUCUCCGUGCUGCCCAUCGCACUCCCGGGGAAGAUUGAGGUGGACAACACGGUGAGGAAUGAGCACGUGAUGAAAAUGCUGCCCCGUCGUGUCUUCAUGAAAUACCUCUACGCCAACAGCAAGGAAGUGAACGUGUACAAGUGGUACUGCUGCCUGUUUGAGAUGUCCAGCGCCUACGAGUACACCUCGCAGCCGCGGCUCGAAGCCCUGCAGGCGAAGCUGAAGAGGGAAGAGACGAUGCUGGUCAAGUUUCUGGAAGACGGAGGCUUUCUCUUGGUGUUCCCACCCGGAGUGAUAGUGAAUGAGAAAUCUCACGAUGUGGAGAGCAGUAACUUGAAGGCCAUGUUUGUCUUCAAGGAGCCAAGAAUCGUUGUUGGCAUCGGUGCUGCUACGUUCACAGACACCGGCGCGCCGGACACAACCGCGUCGGACACAACCGCGUCGGACACAACCGCACUGGACACAACCGCACCGGACACAACCGCACUCAAGACCCCGCUUGGACUCAAGUCGCUCCUCACCGCUCAGCACCAGCUGCAGGAGGAAGCACACUUCCACCACCAUUGGAAGGGCAAGCAGUCGCUGCCACUGGUGCCCAUGCCUUGCUCACGACUGCGCCACUGCUUCGAGCGGCUUCUGCGUUGCGAUCCGGCAUGGCCACCGCUGCCGUCGUCAUACCAGCCCGAGGAGGUGCCGCCAACGACGACGCACAAGAGGAGGGCAACCCGAGUGCCAGGCAAAGCGCUCCGCACCUACCUGGACAGGCCCGACAGCUUCAUGAUUGCCGUGCCAACCGAAGAUCAGAUGAUGGGCGCCAGCGGCGGGUGUGUCACGCGCCUUGGCCCGUGGGAGGCGGAAGACCCCGACCUGUCGUCCUUACGCCCCGCCAGAAAGAAGAGCCGGUUCGGCAUCGAGGCAAGGGACAACCUCGGGGAGGUGGCGAUGAAAUGGGAGAUGAACGACGGCAGUGGCGGCGGUGGUUUGGACAAUGACGAUGGCGAGGAUCUCGACAGGCUAGCGAUGUCGCCCACCGGAGAGAGGGACUGCGGGGAGAUGUUAAGACGGCGGUGCUCGGAGCAGGAGGGCGCAAGGAUGGGAGGGGACGCGGCCGAAUACAAGCAGACCGACAUCGAGCAGCUGUUGGCGCUGGUGCUCGCCAAGAAGAUGGUGGAGCAGAACAAGGACAACAUAGAUGUGGACGGAGUCCUCGGCUUGGCAGAGAAAGCUUUCGUUGACCACAACGGCCUCGAAAGGGGAGCGGAUCAGAACGCGUUGGAAGAGAGCCGUGUGAUCAGCUGGGAUGGAUGCUACGAUUUCGGUGGCGACUGGCCACACACACAGGACUCGUUGGAGCUGUGUGUGCUACGAGCAGUAUACGGGCCUUAUAAUCCAUCGCUGGACAAUGAGCUGAUGGACACCUGGAAGAUUCUGCUCGCUCGGGAAGUUCUGCAUGGAUGCAACGAUCCCCAGGACUCCGCCACCAAGGAACAAUGGAAGGACAUGGGCCUCGCCUACAGGAAGACCAUCGACCGAGACAUGAUCACUUGCAAUUUCAACAACAAGCAAUACUCCGCUGCCAUGGGCUUCCCGCCGACCCACGAACCCGUGGACGACCUGCCGGCUAGCAGCCCGGGCUGGAAGCUCGUGACUCUCACAGGGCUGAGGAAAAACUUUCUGCCUGAGAACUACGUCAACGAAUGUGACCCUCGCUAUUCUCACUGCAACGCCUCCACCAGGCUCCCUGAUCACGGCACAGGGGAGAAGGCAUUUGAUGACGGCCCGGUUGCUUGCGCUGAUUUCCUGCGUGAGAUUCCACUGCUCGAGGAGGAGGAGAGGAGGAGGUGCAGCGGUGGCAGUCGUGGGGGGCUCGCAGCCCUGCCGAGUGAGGGGCCGCAUUUCCCCCACAAUGCAGAGGGAGAUCUUUCGUUGCCCCGUAAACCCGAUGCCCCCAGUUUUCUACCGGCCUCCGAUGGAACCCCAACCGCCAACCUCGCUGACCUCCCUGCGCCGCAAACUCAAGAUGUCUUCGCCUCCAUGAGGCAGAUGGUCAGCAAUUUGUGGAGUGGCGGCGUCGAUAGCGGUGUCAAUGGUGACACCCGUGGUGGUGUUGGUGAUGGCGACUCCAAUGAGAGCGAGGGCUUUGAUGAUAACCCGGACGGUCAAGUACACAGCAAGCGGCUGCUCGGGAAAUGUGUGAAACACAUCAAGUCCUCUGUCACGAAAUCAAGCGUGUCUUCAGCGUCCACCUCUGAUUCCGAUGACUGUGCCGACUUUUUCCCGCGUUUUCCAUCGCUGUUGAAGUCAGCUCCCGGGCAUCCGAUUUUACCACGCGGCCCGUUUUGCGGCUGGAUUGAACUUAAGGAGCCGGUGUUGUCCCUCGUACGCUCGAUGGAUGAGAUCGCCGGCGUGGCAGAGCCGUCCAUACCACCGCUGGACCUGCUGGACAGGUGGCAGCAGCAGCAGUGUCGCCCUGGGGAGGUCAAGGGUCGACUCGGGCAGUCGCGGCGCUUCAAGAAGCUGCAUUCUGUGGACGAGGUCGCCGACGACUGCGCCACUAUGCUUGCGCGGGAGAUGGACGGCUUGUGCCGCUCAGCGGGCUGGGAUCUGCGGUCGCCAGCUGAGGGUCGGCACGCGGUGCACGUGCCGCCGGCAGAUGGAGUCGGCACCAACGCCGACACCUUGAUCUACCAAAUGCGGGAGCAGCUCAAGUCGGAGUCGCUCGCCAGCAAGAUCUGCAGCUACCUGAAGCGUGUGCAGAAGCAUAACCGGCUGCACGCAACUGCUGGUGAUGAGCAAGGUGAAGAAGAUGAGGAGUCAAACCACAGGACGUCGACGACGGCCGCUGUGCGGUCGUACGAGAGGGUAUCGCUUGACGACUCUUACUUCGACAGAUGCGAUCGCCGCCGGGAUUGUGGAAUCCAGCAAGAGGCGGCAGUGGUGACGAUGGCGGUUGCCGUUCAGGAUUUCCAAGCCGGCUCUUCCAGGAGAGAAGAUGGGGAUGCGGCGGUGGCGGCGUGGUCACCGACUGUGGAGUCCGUGACGUGGCCGGGAAGCCCGGUGAGCAUGGAUCUCGAUGAAGACUCGGAAGGGUGUGAGGACGAGGCGGACGUGAGGGUCACGGGGUCGGAGGUCAAAGGAGGAGGAUGGGGUGACUUGAUGGAGCAGCGAUGCGAUGCGACUCUGGCAAGCAGUUCAGUCGUUCACGCUCGCCACAUUGCCAAGCCCAGCAAGACCGACCUCCCUUGGGCAGGCUGGAUCUGUUCCCAGCCAGACGCAAGCGGGCGUCUGGGUUGGCAUCCGUCCUCUGUGGAGCUACCACCGCCACACCCCAUCGGCGACGUUCCGCCAGAGACCACCUGCCUGCGCUUUCCACACACCGAACAGCCCUCGCCUCAACUCGUCAGUACCGCCCGGCCGGAUUAUAUCACCGCCUGCCAAGUUGUGCCCGUCGGUAUCGGCGCCGGCUCUCUUCCGAGCACACUCCAGCCGGAGGUUGUGCCAGCCGGCCUGAGUUUGGGCCCGGCAACAGCAGUGGCCGGGCAACCGAGCGACACGCAAGCAGUGCCAGGCUUGGUGGACCAGAGAGACGCCUUCUACGUGCAUGGCUCUCCUGCCGACCCUGAGCUGGAGCCAAUUAGGGAAUACCUGCGGCUGCAGAACUGGGAGGAGAUCCAAGACGGGCGACUGGCCGAAUACGAGACUAGUAGCAAACGAGCGCUGGUCGUGAUUAGAAAUAAGGACAUCGGAAGCAUCCUGCACACGAUCCCACGGCUGCUGCAGUUGCGACAAGCGUCGUCCGGCGUGCGCUUCGCCGGCGUGGACGGCCUUGCUGACAUCACGAACCGCUCGUUCCGCAAGCUGCUGCACCUGGGCGGCUUCCUCGUAUCGGAUGACACUGCGCUCAAAGAGGCAGCCAGCGACCCUGGUCUGGUGCAGAAGUUCAUCGGCGUGCUGCGGUCGCUGAACUCGGUGGGCAGUCGGUGGGUGUGGAAGCUGCACGGACGCAUGGUGAAGAACCUCCACACAGCUGGACGGGAGAGCUGCGUGUGGGGUGACGUGCUGUCCUUGGUGCUGGGCGCCGAGCGGCAGCAGCUGGCGGAGUUCCUCCCUCCCCACGCGUGCGACGACGCUUGUAACGCCAGCCUUGGCUUCCUGGGUUGUGCGGUCAGCCUGCAGGCGCUCAGUCCGCAGUGUCGCUACACCGUCUUUCUCACCGGCAACGUGGAAGAGAACGUCAGCAGGUUCCAUAAUGCCGGCAUCGCCGUCAGCACCAUCUCGGACUUCAUCACCAAAUUCCACCAGGGUGCUUUCGAGCCCACCCACCGGCGAAUGGCGAUGGCCGCCGCCAACGUCGCCAAGCAGAGCAAAGAGCGAGAAGCGUGCCUGCAGCACCCGCCUGAGCCCAACGCCAAGACGAAGCUGCUGAACCUUGGCCUACAGCGACCUCCGAUGUCUGUGCCUUCGGAAGAGAGGAAAGACGCCGGGAAGCAGGGCUGGCCGCUCGUGCGGCCGCUACCGCCAAAUCCGUCACAGCCACCGCAACCGCCACAACCGUCGUUACCACCAGCGCAAGAGCGGCAGGGCCAGGUCGCGGCGCCAGCAGCAUUACCCGAUCUCAAAGAAAGCAACCAGACCCGGCCAAAUGUUCCACCGCCCGCUGCCAAACGUGAUCCACAGUCAGAAGGACCCAUGUCGACUGUAGCGGUAUCGGCAGCAUUGGAGGAUCAGAACGUGAGCGGCCAGUUCUGGCCGAACGUCUUGCGACCCGCAGUCAAACCUGACCCGCUGCCGAGAAAAGCGUCUAUGGCGGCGUCAUUGGAUGGGAAGAAAAUGAGCAGUUGGGAGAGUCAACCUGUUGAGCACGACAAUCAGUGGCUGAAAGCACUUACUGCGGAAGAGAAGGAAGCUGACAACCAGAACAGUCCUCUUGUCCCCCCGUCCAUUGAAAAGUGGGAACAGCAGCCGACGCGGCCUGCAUCGGUUGCUCAAGAAGUGAAGAAAGAAAGCGGCUGUAGUUUGAUCUCGGCAAGCUCCGUCCCUUCUUUUAAGCAGCAGCAACAGCAGCAGCAGCAAAUGAGAGUGAAGAACCAGGAAAUAAAAGUGGCCUCUCGGCCCUUGUCGGAUGACGCGACAAAAGUCGGUGCCCAGAGCUGCUCCCUCGUCCACUCAACCACCAUCUGUGGUGAGCGGCAACCCGACCCAGUAACGUCGACAGUAUGUGAUGAGACACCCGUCGUUGUGCCGAGUCCUUCCCCCAUUCCUCGAACACCGCCGCGACCUGAGCAGCAGCUGAAGGCAGCCACGUCGUCGGAUGAGAAGGAUACCGAGGAGCAGAGCAGCACCUUCAUCCGCCAGCCUACCUUCGAUAAAGAACAGCGGCCCGUGGUGGUGUCGUCGAUGCUGCUGGACGAGGAGGAAUAUGGCAGCCGGGGCAGUUGUUUGGUAACGUCGUCCUCGUCCACCCGAGAAGAGGGGCCUGCGGCGGUCACGUCCACAACAUCGGGAGCAAAGAGGGAAGGCAAGCGGAAGUGUUGCUCCUCCACCACCACUCUGUCAGCUCUGAGACAAGAGCUGCAGCCGAGAGUGGAACCUUCUGCAUCAGCGGUGGUAAAGAAAGAAACUGAGCGUAGCAGCUUGGUGGAGCAGCACCAACAGCGCACAAGUGCUUUGAGACCGCCAGGAGAGACGAUAGAAACGCUGCAAGUAGAUGGGACGUACGGAGGCUUGGGCUGGUAUUCCGCCUCAGAAAAAGCUGCAGCACCAGUGCCCUUGGAAAAGAGGGAAGACGACGAAACUAGCUCCUCUGCCAUCCAUCUGUCCACCGAUGAGAACCAGCAGCGGCAGGCCACGGUGGUCUUGCCGCCAUCGCCUCUAAGAGCGGAGAAAAAAAGCGGCCAGAGCUCGCCCCGUGCCCACUCGCGUGCCGGAAAGAGUGAGCGACUUCCCAAUUCAGCUGCGUCGACACUGACCGGAGAGGUGGACGACGAUGGUAGCCAGGUAGGGCGUUUUGUCUCACCGCCUGUAACCCCUCGCGAGCAGCAGAUUGGAGCAGCUGCUUCGGUGGUUUUGGCAGAGACGAAGAGAGAAGAAAAACAGAGGUGUAUUCUUGUCCCGCAGCAGUCACAACAGCAGCGGCAGUAUUUCAAGUCUCCGCCAUUGGUAGAGAAGAAGGAAAGAAAGCGUAAGUGGGCGUCUGUUUUGUCUUCCAGUUACAAACAAGAGCAGCAGCAGUUGAGUCUAGUUUCGUCAAAGUCGAUGGAAGAAAAGGUGGAUGGCAGACAAAGUAAAGCACCCCUCCUGCCGCUGUCCACCGUCAGCAUAGAACUGCAGCCCAAAACAGCAGCCUUGGCGGCGUUCGAGAAGAGGGAUGCUUCCCAAAGGAGGUGUCCCAUCCUGCAGUUCGCCAUUCACGAAGACGGGCAGCAGCUUCCGGAGCAGAAGACGGAGAGCGGCUGCACGGCAGGAACCGAGCAUCUGCCCCGAGUGGCGGUGUGCAUGUCGCCUGAAGAGAAGGGGAAAACGCAAAGGGGUUCAUCCGUCGCUAUGCACGAAGAGUGCCUGGCAGUGGUGACACCCGCGUCGAGCCAGCUGUGGGCAGAGAAGCCCAGCAGCACCCAGAACUUUUCUUAUGCGCUCUCGUCGUCGAUUUCAGAGCACGGGCAACAGUCGAAGCCGUCCCCGCAGAUGACGUUCGAAGACGAUGAAGAAACCGGCAGCCAACAGAGGCAGCUCUUCCUCCCCAGGCAUGAUAGGCAGCCCAGUCUUGCCGCCCCAGCACCGCCGGUAGAUAAGAAAGAUAAUAAAGACUCUCGCCAUAGCCGGCUCGCUACCUCUGUGCACGAGCGGCCGCCAGCAGCUGAGGCGGCAGUGUCAUCGUCUCCCUACGACAAGCGCGAAAGCGGCGAGACUUGGAUCCCUGUCGCCCCACAGCAAUCUUCAAGGAAGGAGCAGCAGCAAAAGCCAGAAGCGCUGGCGGCAGUGAUGGUGGCGGCGCCGCAAUUGGAGGCGGGGAAGCACAACGGCCAGGGCAAUGCCACCCACGAUAGCCUUUGUCCCAGUAUCCCAAUCUCACAGGAGGGCAACCAUGACCUCGCGGGUGACCUCGCCGGCGGCAGAAAACAUGGACCGGCGACUCCACCGGAUGAGCGGGCCGAGUGCAAGAGGCGGAGGACAGACGUUGGAGAGCCGCCCGGACCGCCGCCACGCGACACCAAGGCGGAGUCCGACGGGAAACGUGAUGAUGAUGGCGUAAGCGAUACCCCCGAUGAGAGGAAGCAGUGUGAUGAGAAAAGGGCAAUUAGCGAUCUCCCCACUCCUCCCGCUGUGUUGCAUUUACGUGUUUCAUCAUUUUCUUCAUCUGGCGACAAUGCGAAAGGUCAACGGGGUGCGUUGCUCCUUCAAGGAGAUGGGCAGGUUAGAGUCGGGGGGUUGCCUGACCGGUCCAGGCUGACGGUUCACCCGUCUUGCCAGAGUGAGCGCAAGAAGAACAUUUUGAAGCCGCUGUCGCUCUGGGAGGAGAUAAAGUUGCGACACAAGCAGGGCAACCAACACACGGCGGGAAUGGCGACGGCAGCGGUGGCAGCGCAUGGCAGGGAGAAGCCAGGCAGGGCCGACGGCUUGACGGAGAAGUCAAAGAUGGGGGCAGCGGAAAUGCUAUCGCCGCCCGCGUUCCACCGGGACGGCUGCACGGAGAAGCGCGCGGAGACACCGAGCGGAGAUCAGCAGCAAUGGAAGACUCCCCCAGAGAGGAUGAGGAUCACGAAGAGCAGUGCGGAGGAAGAGUCGGAGAGGAGGAGGAGACGUUCUCCGGGUCGAGACGACUCUUUGGACCGUGGUCUGCAUUCGUCGCAAGCACCACACACACAGCCCUGGUGCCAGACAGGAGACCCAGAGCAGAAUAACAAGGACUCCAGCACCACUGACGCCACAUCCGCCAGUGCCAGCAGCAGGUGCCCAACUGAGGAGUCAGGCAGCACCAUAAAGCAGCAGCACCUCCCGACCACCAGCACCACCGCAAUGACAGUCCUCCCUGCCCAGCCGAAAAUACCGCCACAGCCGCCGCUCCCACCCAGCAGCCCCCCUCCUCCGCCACCAGAACUGCCGCCACCACCACCACCACCAGAGUGCCCACCCUCUAAAUCGCUGCCACCGCCAAGGCAACCGUCUGAUUGCGCACUGCAGCCUCUUCUGCCGCCGCCACUGCCACCGCUAUUCCUGUCACAGGCAUUGCACCAGGGGGUGCAGCCGUGCCUCUCGCGACCUGGGUUCGUGCUGCCACCUCCUCCCUGCGCGACGGUGCCGCCCCCUUCUUGCCCGAUAGCGCCACCCCAGUUCGGGAUGAUGCCGCCCCCUUCCUGCCCGACUGUGCCACCCCCUUCCUGCCCGACUAUGCCGCCCCCUUCCUGCCGGACUCUUCCGCCGCCUUGUCCGACCGUCCACCCAAAUAGCCCUCCGCCUGUUCAACCGCCUCCGUGGAUGUUUGUGGGGUCGACUGGCACCCUUCCAGGCCCAACGGCAACUGCCCGACCGCCACAGGCCAGCCCAGCACAGACGUACCAGCAGCCGUACCACUAUUUGCCACACUACAGCGGGCCUUGGCAGCCACCCUCUUAAGUUGGCCCCGAAUAUUUUCCAUGUGGAUUGUGGUGUGCUGAGUGCAGAAAUAUUCUCUGGGGUCAGCUUCCCACAUAUGUGAUGGUGCAGCCCUGCAAUUUCUUCCCUGCUUCACGACUGGCAGCAGAAAGGCCCUCUGCAAGAGGAAGCUCUCAGGAAGCUACCUUGAGAGGAUAGUUGGCCUCUUCUACACUGGCCAGUAUUCUUGGAAGAGGUGGAAGUACCGACAAUUUGCUCCACCGUGUGCGGGCGGCCCUGCUGAUGGAUUUAGCUGUGAACUGACCUGGUUGAAAUUAUGCCCUGGGCAUGAAUAAUCUUCAGGCUGGGUCAGGUAUUGCAUCUGAAACUGUAAAGCACAGUUUUUUUGCAUCUCUCAGCGCAUUUCCGGCUUACAAUUUAUCCAGCACUGUCUCGGAUGUGGCAGUUUUGCCGUGAUAAGUCGAUUUUUGUUGAACCGGUUUUUGUGCGAUGAGCUCACGCUGUGCGUCUCCACUGUGGAAACAUGGGCAGUUCAAAGUCAUGAUGCACCAUUUCAAAGUGUUGUCUGGAGAUUUACUGCCUUUUUCCAAUAAAAGUUGGGCUGUGUUUAAGUGCAUGUCUGUAAUAACGUCCGAUAAAGUCUGAUUAAAAAAAUCUGUUCGGCAAAAAAAUCUGAAGUAUUUCGCCAAUUAGCCACCACACUUGAAUUAAGCGCUCAUGGCGAAAUUUGCUCCCAAUCGUUUGUAUUCUGUCAAUAACGUACGUUUCGAAUGCGCCAAAAGUAUAACAAACAUCUCGGAAAUCGAGGUGCGGCGUUUGUCGGCGAGUUUUUUUUACCUCUAACCUUUUGUCAAGUGGUGCACUCUGCGACGGAUGCACGGUGGUGGGGAGAAAGGGGGGAUUGAACAUUCAUUGAGCCGGAAGUAUUGGUGUUUUGCGGUUUGGUCCAUGAAAUGUGUUAUGUUCGUGCGGCUGAUCAAUGUUCAAGCCGAGACACCAAACUAACAACACCAAAAGCAUAUUUUCAGACCGUGUAGAUAAUGUGCCAGGCACACGCACCCCAAAUUGUUGGUGGUGCUGAACGAAAGUAAAGUUAAUUGACGACAGUAACGUCAUGGAUAUCAGUAAUCUUACCCAACGGUGUGCAUGUGUAAAUAAACUAAGUGCGAGAAAACGAAA